UAUCGGGAAGUACUAUCGGCUGAAGACUCGGUGGGAAAAGAUGGCAAAGCGAAGCGCAUUGAUGGCCGAUCUCUCAAGAAGUACAGACUCAGUGAUUACAAGUGGUUGACAUACGGACAGAUCGAUACCAUCACCACAUCGAUAGCCAAGGGACUGGUAGCGAAUGGGGCGGCUUUUGGCGAUAAGAUCCUAAUACUAUCGGAGACGAGAGUUGAAUGGUUUCUGUGCGCUCAGGCCAUCGCCAAACUGGGGGGCACUGUAGUCACACUCUUCUCCAAUUUGGGUAUAAAUUCUUGA
Molecule: messenger RNA, 297 nt
Organism: Oppiella nova
Lineage: Eukaryota; Metazoa; Arthropoda; Arachnida; Sarcoptiformes; Oppiidae
Source: the annotation of a GenBank genome assembly